AGCUCGUUUCCUGUGCUAAUUAACAAGUCGUGACAGUGCGCUGGGCCUGGGUCGGCCGGGUACCUGUUAAUGUGAAAGGUUGCAUUUUGUCAACUUUCCACGUGAAAGUUAUCGAUCUGUGAGUUCAAAAGUAUAUCAUUAUUUAUUGAAGAAACUCUGCCAAAAUGCCUCUUGAAUUUGAGCUAGCCCCUGGUCGAAUGAUUGGUGGUGAUCACCCGUGUUUCAUCAUCGCAGAGAUUGGACAGAAUCACCAAGGAGACAUCAAUAUAGCCAAACAGAUGAUCAAAAUUGCGAAGGAGGCAGGGGCAGAUUGCGCUAAAUUUCAAAAGUCAGAACUUCAGUACAAGUUCAACAAAGCAGCCCUAGCACGUCCAUAUACCUCCAAGAAUUCAUUUGGCAGAACCUAUGGAGAGCAUAAACGCUUCUUGGAAUUCAGCCAUGCACAAUACAAAGAACUGCAGGAGUAUGCUAAAGAAGUGGGUAUUUACUUUACAGCAUCUGGCAUGGAUGAGGUAAGGAAACGGGAUAAAACUAAAAGUGAUGUUAAGAUGACGAGAGGAAUGAUGACAGUGGUUUGGAAAUGACAGCAAUAAUGACAAAGACACUAACGUGACCUGUAUGGCAGUAGGUACAUGUACAUAAGGGGUCAUCCAUUUUUGUCAUCAUUUUUACAAGUGUUCAAAGUGUACUCUUUUUCCUGGCUCCCCUCCCCUCUCUAAAAGAGUACAAAAUAAAAUGAUGAUUUCUCUGUGGUGCCAGAGGACCCAUUCUUACUCAGGAUGUACGGCUGUUCAUGUGCAGUAGACGACCAGAGAAUAGUGGCAGGAGGAAACACCAUGUCCAUGAUAGGCCUUGACACUCACGGUAUUCUGAUUGUGCGGGACAAAUAUCUUCUUUCAGUUUGGGCAAGUAAAAAUUAAGGACAAAUUGCCUGAU
Molecule: messenger RNA, 936 nt
Organism: Acanthaster planci (crown-of-thorns starfish)
Lineage: Eukaryota; Metazoa; Echinodermata; Asteroidea; Valvatida; Acanthasteridae
Gene: nans
Product: N-acetylneuraminate synthase
Biological process (GO): carbohydrate biosynthetic process
Molecular function (GO): N-acylneuraminate-9-phosphate synthase activity
Source: RefSeq, a predicted model, not a curated record